AAUUUUCGAAGCGGUAACUCAAAGAGGAUGCGUCAGCGUCAUGUCGUCGAUGUCAUAACACAACAAAACACAUAUUUUUCGUGCGUGCGUUCCGUGCAGAAGAGACUGUGAACUUUAUUUGGUAAAAAUUGUGGUGUACUUAACAUUUGCCAUCGAACGGGAAGCACCCGGGCCGUAACGAUGGCCUACCCCAUCAUGGAUCUGAGCAAAAUCUGCCGGAUGUGCUCGUCGGAGCACGUCUCAGUGCGUUCGAUUUUCUACGACUACACGGACCUGCGGCUGCCGCAGACCAUCAGCGAAGUCCUGCGGUUGGAGAUUAGCCUGGCCGAUGGACUGCCGACCAAUAUAUGCGAACCGUGCGUUGGCAUCCUGACCAAGAUGAAACACCUGGUGGAUCAGUUCCGGGCGAACGAGCGGGCGCUGCGGCAGCGAAUUUUCGGAAUGGUUUUCGGUGGCGACAACACAACCUAUGCCGCCGGGGCAAUGAACUCCGGAUUAAUAUUCAAAGAAGUUCCGGUGAACAGCGUCAAUCCUUGUAUUACAACCCAGCCAACUCAACAGUACGUACCCGCUUUGGUUCCACCUGUGAGCCAAAACCACGCAAUUCCUGAAGUGAAGGAAGAAGAAGAAUCGGAUUCAAGUUCCGAUGAUGACAGUGACUGCGAUGGAAGCGCUCCCAACGGCCAAAAACGAGCCAACUCGAAGCCGGACUUCAAAUGUUACAUCUGCAAGAGUGACUCGCUGGGUACCUCCAAAGCCCUGGCGGAUCACUUGGCCGCAGCCCACUCGGGUCUGGUACCGCAAACGUGCACGGAAUGUAUUACGGAACCGAUUGUGCUGCGCGAUGUUCGGGCACUGAAUUCCCACCGGAGAAUGCACUCUCAGCCGAUCAAGUGUGAAUACUGCGAUCGACGUUACGGUGAUUACCACGGACGGGACGAACACGUUCGGUUGUACCACUUGGGCGAGGGCGCUCCGUGCCCUUCGCCGUGCCAGCAGUGCGGCAAGAUAUGCAAAUCCGUUGCAGCACUGAAGAGCCAUAUGCGUAACCACAAGCAGGACGUAAGGUGUGACCAAUGCGGCAAAGUAUUCCACAAGCAGCAUAAACUGCAAGAACACGUGAAGUGGUUCCAUGGCCCACAGCCCGAAAGACAUCAGUGCAACAUCUGCAACAAAGUUCUCCACACGCUUGCCAGCUACAAUUCCCACCUGAAGCUGCACAAUGAAGACAAGAACUACAGCUGCGACCUGUGCCCGCUGAAAUUCUACACUGCCGCAAACCUCAGAACGCACAAGCGCGUCCACCAGAAGAAUGCCAACUACAAGCCGAAAAAGGACUGGACAGGCCACUACACCGUAGCGCGGGCCGCCGACGGGAGCAAGAUGUACUCGUGCAAUCUGUGCGGAAAGACUGCCACCGGAUACAUCAACACCAUCAUCAGCCACGUGCGGCUGCACUUCAAGGAGGUCCGCUGCGAUCAGUGCGAUUUGAAGUUCACCUUCGUGAAUCAACUGAAGGCCCACUAUGUAGUGCACACGAGGGAACGCAACUUCAAGUGCAACUACUGCGAGAAGGACUUCAUGUACGAUUCGCACAUGCGGCAUCACAUCAAGCAGGCGCACCCGGCGGAAAGGGAAGCCGAAAGGGCGGCGGCCGCUGCCCGGAAAAAGCUAGCUCAGGCGCACAGCAGAGGCGCCGUUCAUUAAUUGCGUAAGUUUAAACCGAAGUUUUUGCGUGAAAUUAGAAGGAAUUAGGGAGAUUACGAACUAGAAAUCGGGCAUAAAAACCACGAUGAUGAAAUAAUUUCGAUAUUUGUGUAAGCAUGAUUGAAGCAGAUAACCUUAGCGCGCUAUCUUAAUAAUAAUAACUAAACUGCACAAAAA
This is a messenger RNA of Aedes albopictus (Asian tiger mosquito), 1884 nucleotides long. Its product is annotated as zinc finger protein 665. The coding region runs from base 181 to 1707 and encodes 508 amino acids. Gene Ontology annotation, molecular function: zinc ion binding; chromatin insulator sequence binding. The record is from RefSeq and is a predicted model, not a curated record. Gene Ontology annotation, biological process: regulation of transcription by RNA polymerase II. NCBI's taxonomy places the organism in Eukaryota, Metazoa, Arthropoda, Insecta, Diptera, Culicidae. Gene Ontology annotation, cellular component: chromosome; nucleus. The transcript is spliced from 3 exons.